Molecule: messenger RNA, 1785 nt
Organism: Plasmodium coatneyi
Lineage: Eukaryota; Apicomplexa; Aconoidasida; Haemosporida; Plasmodiidae
Exons: 2
Coding region: 1-1785 (594 amino acids)
Source: RefSeq, a predicted model, not a curated record
AUGGAUGGUGACUUAUGUGGUCGUGGGUGCUUCCAUGGUGGUUUGGGAAGGAGUAGUUCCUCCUUAGUGGCGAAUAAGAACAGUUUUAAAAAUCGUUGCAUCCGUUCAUUAGAGCAGGGAAAUAAAAUCAUUACAGGUAAAAUCUACACAAAGAUUGCAAGGUCCAGAAUAUUUAUUUUGUUUGUUCUAACCCUUUUGAAUCUCCUUAUGCAGAAUAUGUACUACAAUAAUGAAGAGUGGAAAUCCUUUUCCAAAUUAGAAAUAAGCACAAAUGGAUGUUCAAGGAAAUUAGCUCAAAUAAAACAACUGAGGGAAUGUGCUGAAUCUGGUGGACAGGCCCUUAAAAAUGAAGAUAGUGUUCAUUUGGGAAAGUGCAAGGAACAAUUACAAAUGCAAGAGAGCUUGAAACAAGUAGGCCCCGAGCCGAUACCCAGUUGUAUGGAAAAGGAGGAUAAAAUUACUACAGUAAACGAGCAAAUACAUUUUGAUGAGCCGGAAAAGACAAUCCAGAAGGGGAACACUCCCAAUACAAGCACAAAAAAGGGAACAACUGCGAAUAGGAACACACAGAAGGGGAACACUCCAAAUACGAACCCACAGAAGGGGAACACUCCAAAUACUAACACGCAGAAAGGGAAAACUCCAAAUACGAACACGCAGAAGGGGAACACUCCAAAUACUAACACGCAGAAAGGGAAAACUCCAAAUACGAACACGCAGAAGGGGAACACUCCCAAUACAAACACAAAAAAGGGAACAACUGCGAAUAGGAACACGCAGAAGGGGAACACUCCUAAUACAAACACAAAAAAGGGAACAACUGCGAAUAGAAACACGCAGAAGGGGAACACUCCAAAUACGAACCCACAGAAGGGGAACACUCCAAAUACGAACCCACAGAAGGGGAACACUCCCAAUACGAACACGCAGAAGGGGAACACUCCCAAUACAAACACAAAAAAGGGAACAACUGCGAAUAGGAACCCACAGAAGGGGAACACUCCCAAUACGAACACGCAGAAGGGGAACACUCCCAAUACAAACACAAAAAAGGGAACAACUGCGAAUAGGAACACGCAGAAGGGGAACACUCCAAAUACGAACCCACAGAAGGGAAACACUCCAAAUACUAACACGCAGAAGGGAAAUGAAAAAAAUAGAAUAAUGACUACAGCGGAGUUGAAAGAAAAAUAUGAAGACGUUUUGUACGAAGAAAUAAGCCAAAAUGAAAUGAAAGAAAUUUUUGAUUUCAUUGACGCCAGUAAAUACAAAAAUAUACAACUAAAAGAAAAUGUCGUUUAUAGUAUGGAAGAUAAUAGCGAAUUGGAAUAUGGUGUUACGAUGAAAGAUAUUGGUGAGAAGAUUACAGAAAGGGAUCUAAAUUUGAGGAUCGCAAAACUACCGCCUGAUGUGAGCAGAAAAAACAUGUUUAUAAUCUGGCACUAUGUUCAAUUGUUCGGAAGAGAAAAAUAUUUAAGGAAGAAUGAGGAUUUGUGGAAAAUGUGUGACGAUGUGCAGAAGGAAUAUAACAUACCCGAUCACAUUAAAAGAAGGGAAUGGCAAGAAGUCGCUGGUUACAUGAUAAGUGAGUUGCUGCAAAAGGAACACAAUGAUUAUUUAGAGUUUAAAGAAUUAGUUCAAAAUGGACCCUGCAAGAAAGAGAAGUUUUACAAGUACAUAGAUAAAAAGAGGAAAUCGUGGACAUACAUGACAACUACAAUGAUGGAUUCGUGGAAGGAGAGAUUAAUGGAAAGACUAAAAAGUCACAGCGUACAAGAAGCGUAA